AUAUAUAAAUCUGUUUAUUUUAGCAAAAAAAAUUAAUAACGAAAAUGGCAUCACCUAGAAAAAUUAGCCGUUUCACCAUGUCAAGCAAUGAAAAUGAGCAGUGUAAAACCUGCAAGCAAAUUUUGGAAGAGGUCAAGAAGUCGACAGAAAAUCAACAGCGGGAGAAUGCUCUUUUUCAUGAAAAUCUACAGCAGGAAAAUGCCGUUGUUCGUGAUCAAUUGAACGCAUUGGCCAAAAUUUUAGCUGACCAAACAGUUUUGCUUAAACAACUUUUAAAGGAGAAGGCCGAAAUUAAUUCUGUUCGGGACCAGUUCCCGAUUGAAACGGAGGAGCAGCUGAUAAAAAUGGAGGAGAUUUAAAAAUGAAUAGAGACA
Messenger RNA from Drosophila obscura, 374 nucleotides. RefSeq lists its product as uncharacterized. The coding region runs from base 45 to 359 and encodes 104 amino acids. NCBI's taxonomy places the organism in Eukaryota, Metazoa, Arthropoda, Insecta, Diptera, Drosophilidae. The transcript has 5 exons. The record is from RefSeq and is a predicted model, not a curated record.